Molecule: messenger RNA, 1470 nt
Organism: Fusarium vanettenii 77-13-4
Lineage: Eukaryota; Fungi; Ascomycota; Sordariomycetes; Hypocreales; Nectriaceae
Exons: 5
Coding region: 1-1470 (489 amino acids)
Molecular function (GO): FAD binding
Source: RefSeq, a predicted model, not a curated record
AUGACUAACGAAAUAUCACCACAGUGUACUGCUCUCUCCCGAGUUGGCCUCCGCAACAAGGUCGUCACCCAAAGCCAGGCACUCUACGAUGCUCGGAUGGACUCUUACUGGUCCGUCAGCGCCGCUCUUCGGCCUGACUGCAUCGCCCUGCCCGAGACGGCCGAGGAUGUCUCCAAGAUCAUGAAGGUCAUCACCCAGCACAAGUGCAAUUUUGGCAUUAGGGGUGGUGGCCACGGCAACUUUGCCCUCUCCAACUCGAUAGAGGAUGGUAUUACCAUUGACUUUGAAGGUUACAUGAACGGCACCGAGUAUGAUGCUGAAAAGAACCUCGCCCGUGUUCAGCCUGGUGGUCACUGGCAAGACGUUUAUGAUACUCUUGCCCCUCACGGCCUCGUCGUCGCUGGUGGACGCGCUGGUACCGUCGGUGUUGGUGGCUUCGUUACUGGUGGUGGUAACUCGUUCCACUCUGCUUCUCAUGGUAUGUCUUGCGACACUGUUGCUGGCUGGCAGCUUGUUCUGGCCAACGGCGAAAUCGUCGAGGCCAAUGCCAACGAGAACGCCGACCUCUGGCAGGCCAUGAAGGGUGGCACCGGUAACUUCGGUCUCAUCACCCGUAUCGACAUGAUCCCCAUCGAGUUUGAGGACCGCAGCAACCCCGUCAUUUGGGGCGGCAACCUACUCUACACCCCCGAGGCCGGUCCCGCCGUCAUCGACGCUCUUCUCGACUUUACCGACAACGUCAAGAACGACGAGGAUUCUAGCAGCAUUGUCUACUGGGCUUAUCUCCCCGCCCUUGCCGGCGGUACCAUCCUCAACGCCGCCAUCGAAAACACCAAAGCCAAGAUCAAGCCCCCUGCGUUCGACGGCUUCUACGCCAUCGAGGGACGUCAGCAGGACACCACCAAGGUUGACAAGAUGAGCACCGUCACCCUUGAGCUUGGCUCCGGUCAGCCCGCUGGCUUCCGCAACGUGUGGUUCACGAGCUCCUUCAAGACCAACGCCGAGAUCCUUAGCUACGCCGUUGAAAAGUUCAACAAGCUCAACGAGGACCUUGAGGCGCUCAUGCCCAGCGCCGACUCUGGCCUCAACACCCUCUGCAUGUUCCAGCCUAUUACAAAGUCCAUCGCCGAAAAGGGUGUCGCCAACGGUGGAAACGUCAUGGGUCUCGACAAGUAUACUGAGGACGGCAACGGUAUCAUGUUCCUCCUCACCUGGGCUGCCCACGGAGAGGACAACGAAAAGGCUGCCUUCCCUCUCCUUAAGGCCUACGUCGAUGACCUCGAGGCCAAGGCCAAGGAGCUCGAUGCCUGGUGGCCCUGGAAGUUCAUCAACUACGCCCAUCUUACCCAGGACCCCCUGUCGACUGUUGGCGCUGAGGCCCUGUCUAAGCUCCAGGCUGCUAGCAAGAAGUACGAUCCCCAGGGCGUCUUCCAGAAGCUGCGAGCUUCUGGCUUUAAGAUUCCUUUUUAA